GCAGCAGAGAAGACUAUGCAAAAUGAUAAAGUUGUUUCUUUAAUUUGCUUCAUAUAUUUUGAUAUUUUUUGAAAUACCAUUAAUAACAAGUGAGUGUCCACUGUGAUUAAUAGUCAACUACAUAUUUAAAGGGUUGCCACCUAGUUUUGCCAUUCGCCCCCGCUCUUCACAAAUCAGUUUUUUCUCUUCUUUCGCGUGUGAAACAAGUGCAACUAGUGAGAAAGCAGCAGCAUAAUAAUUAGUACAAAAAAAAAUAAACGAAAAAACCAAACGAACUACAAUCAAAUAAUAAUAUUAAUAAAUAAAGUGCAAUCAAUUAAGUGCAAUUGGCAAUUACAAUUGGCAAAUGGCGCAUUGCAAGUGCAAGUGGCCAACCUCCGCCCCCCUCUCGCCCCCCGCUCUCAUCGUCACCACCAUCAUCAUAAUGAUUGCCAGCAAAGUCUCAGCAAAGACAAAACGGGCAAAGACAAGUGUUACUUCAAAUAUUAUGCUGCUCAAGAAGGCAAAUUAUACGAUUGAUGAUCGAUGCAAAUAUUUGAUGCUGUCCUCGAAGAUUUGGAUAAUUCUUUGAAUUUUUCUUCAAAAAUUCACAAAAUGCAGCACUAAACAAAUGUUUUAGUAUAAUUGGCGAUCAGCUUUGCAGUAUAUUUAAACAAUCGUUACCUUCAGACUUAUGUGUAAUGUGAAUAAAGUGAAAUAAGUAAAUAUAAGUGAAAAAGUGAAUAAAGUGAAAUAAGUAAAAAAAAAAGUAAAAAAAAAAUGAAUAAAGUGAAAUAUGUAAGCAAAGUUAAUAAGUGGAAAAGUGAAUAAAGUUCAUAUAUUGAAAAAAUAAAUAAAUAUAGUGAAAAAAUUAUAUAAGUGAAUAAAGUGAAAAAUGUAAAAAAAAGUGCAAUAAGUGAAAAAGGGAAUAAAGUGAAGAAAUUGAAAAAAGUAAACUAAGUGAAUAAGUGAAUAUAUUGAAAAAAGUAAAUAUAGUGAAAAAAAUAAUAUAAGUGAAGAGUGAAUAAAGUGAAAAAUGUG
Molecule: messenger RNA, 1020 nt
Organism: Drosophila nasuta
Lineage: Eukaryota; Metazoa; Arthropoda; Insecta; Diptera; Drosophilidae
Exons: 4
Coding region: 347-571 (74 amino acids)
Source: RefSeq, a predicted model, not a curated record